UUAGGCACAAAAUUGAGAACCACCAAGAUUGGAUAGAGUUGCCACUCAAACUAACGAGGCACGAGUCGUGUAGUUGUUGUGUUUACCACUUCGGCCAAGUUUCAGAAGUGGUCACCAAAAUGACCCAUGUAGGGGAUAACGUGAAUAAUCUUUAAGCUAGCAAAUUAAGGUGCCGCAAGUCAACAACGACAGAAAACAGACCUAUGGCAUUGCAAUUCUGCUUUUAUGCAUGCAAAAAUGCCUCACUCCACAGGAUUUACAUGACACAAUCAUCCGGUGAGAGGAAAGACAGUAUCCAAGAGGGAGCAAGGCCUCCGGCAGAGCAAUUUGCGCCGUUGGCAUCAACAUUCCGCCGGAGGCUACUAGUGGGUGCUGGCUCAGCUUCUCUAGUGGCUGUUGGCGCAAAUUUUGGUGGAAUUACAAGUUUUCUUCUCGGGUUAUCACCAGAAAGUGGUCGGAAUCUUAAGCUGGAUGUGCUUUAUCCAAUUGAAGGGUAUAGCCGUUGUAUUCAGACAAAUGAAGGAUUUGAAUUCGUAUAUCCAGCAAGUUGGGUCGGAGACCAGACUCUGCUGUAUAGAGCAGCUGAGAAGAAAGAAUUUGAGAGAUCACUUGAUCCACCUCCAAUAAAAUCCAGUGAUCGGCGGCGCAAGAACGUAAAUGAACCUGUUGUUGCUUUCGGUCCGCCGGGCUCAAAUGGCGAGCUCAAUGUUAGUGUCAUCGUCUCCCCCGUUCCUCUUGAUUUCUCGAUUGAAGCAUUUGGAGGACCAAAGGAAGUGGGUGAACCUGUGGUGAAGACGAUCACAUCGUCGUCCCGACAACCAGACGUGAAAGGAAUUUUGAUAGGGUCAAGUUUGAGAAAGGAUUCUGUGACGAAUGUUAAUUACUAUGAGCUGGAAUAUAGAGUCGAAAGCCCCACGUUUCAGCGGCAUAAUGUAGCAGUGUGCUGUGCUCGACGUGGCAGGUUAUAUACGCUAAAUGCUCAGGCACCGGAAUCAGCAUGGCAAAAUGUUGAAGCAGACUUCCGCAGAAUUGCAGGGUCAUUUAGUCUCAUAUCUUGAACUAAGAAAUACUAACAGAGGCAUUCCGCAAGAGCUGCAUAGAUUUCCAAAUGCACAGCUCAAUAAAUUAUUUAUAUAAUCUGUAUGCAGAUCUUGAACUGUUGUUGCAAUGAGAAUUCACCUUUUAGUAGUUGCAGAAAAA
Messenger RNA from Hevea brasiliensis (rubber tree), 1200 nucleotides. RefSeq names its product psbP domain-containing protein 7, chloroplastic. The record is from RefSeq and is a predicted model, not a curated record. Gene Ontology annotation, biological process: photosynthesis. Gene Ontology annotation, cellular component: photosystem II oxygen evolving complex; photosystem II; extrinsic component of membrane. The coding region runs from base 204 to 1058 and encodes 284 amino acids. The transcript is spliced from 3 exons. Gene Ontology annotation, molecular function: calcium ion binding. NCBI's taxonomy places the organism in Eukaryota, Viridiplantae, Streptophyta, Magnoliopsida, Malpighiales, Euphorbiaceae.